AUGUCUCAACAAGUCACCAUCUCGCCCGUCGAUAAUAAACCUUUCGUUACGAUUCCCUUAGCCACCAGUGAACAAGUCGAAGAAGUAAUAAAACGCUCAAAAGAUGCAUUUUUGUCAUGGAAAAAAGUGCCCGUUAAAGAACGCGCGAUAAUUGUGUCAAAGUUUGUGGACGCGUUUGUUGCAAAGAGAGAGGAGAUUGCAAAAGAGUUGACAAUGCAAAUGGGAAGGUUCGUCAUGUGGAAGGGAAUCAAUCGUUCUAAAUAUUUUGAGGCUGAUAAAUCGGCUCUUUCACUUAUUAAUAAAAGGCCCAUCAGAUAUACCGGCAAUGAAGUCAUUGGCACAGCUGAAAGGGCUCGAUACAUGAUAUCUAUUGCAGAAGAAAGUCUUAAAGACGUGGAGAUCGUGGAUUCUGACAAACCGGAGUUUAGAAGGUUCAUUCGGAAAGAGCCAUUGGGUAGAUUUUCCAUGCAAUCAUCACAAACACCUCUUUGCGCCGAAAGAUUUGCGGAAGCAUUUAAAGAAGCGGGAUUACCUGAAAACGUUUUUCAGGUCUUGCACGCUUCACACAGUGAAACCGAAAAGGUCGUCAGACAUCCGGAUAUUGCAUUCGUAAAUUUUACUGGAUCUGUCGAAGGUGGCAGAGAGAUUCAGAAAGCCGCUACUACUGGACUUGAACUAGGUGGUAAAGAUCCUGCCUAUGUCAGACCUGAUGCCGAUCUGGACUACACCGUAGAACAACUAGUGGAUGGUUCUUUCUUUAAUAGCGGCCAGUGCUGCUGUGCCAUCGAGAGAAUCUAUGUUCAUGAGCAGGUUUAUGAAAAUUUUUUAAAAAAUUUUGUGGACCUGACCAAGGGAUAUAAAUUAGGCAAUCCGCUUCAACCUGAUGUAACGCUUGGCCCGAUGGUUCGCACAAAAGCCGCAGAAUUUGUUCGCGGUCAAAUCGAAGAAGCGGUUAAGCAAGGAGCCAAGCCUUUGAUUGAUGUCGCGCUAUUUCCGGAAGAUAAGGUAUCUUCGGACGAAGAAGCUAUUCGUUUAAUGAACGAUUCUGAAUUUGGGUUGACUGCAAGUAUUUGGACCAAGGAUGAAGAUGCGGCAUUGAGAAUUGGAAACGAGAUCGACACCGGAACUUGGUUUAUGAAUAGAUGUGAUUGUAAGAAAAAAAAUUGCUACACGUCAAUUGGUAAACAUUAA
Molecule: messenger RNA, 1191 nt
Organism: Acaulospora colombiana
Lineage: Eukaryota; Fungi; Glomeromycota; Glomeromycetes; Diversisporales; Acaulosporaceae
Source: the annotation of a GenBank genome assembly